Messenger RNA from Spizellomyces punctatus DAOM BR117, 1372 nucleotides. RefSeq lists its product as uncharacterized. The transcript has 9 exons. Gene Ontology annotation, cellular component: catalytic step 2 spliceosome. NCBI's taxonomy places the organism in Eukaryota, Fungi, Chytridiomycota, Chytridiomycetes, Spizellomycetales, Spizellomycetaceae. The coding region runs from base 69 to 1139 and encodes 356 amino acids. The record is from RefSeq and is a predicted model, not a curated record. Gene Ontology annotation, molecular function: protein binding; RNA binding.
GACCCCGAUAGACUGCAAGAACUCAAUCCUUCUGCUGGUGGAUAUCACUCAACAGCUUCGUUCGCAUCAUGUCGGACAAAAGAAAGGCAGAUGGCGUAAAUCAGGCCGGAUCGUUGGUGAAGAGGCAGAAAAGCGAAGCUGGCAACAGCCUCGCUGUAGUACCUACCGAACCACCAAAGGGGGCGUUGAUGCGCACGGUGAAACGCACAUCAGAUCUGCAAGCGCCAAUCAUGCUCUUGACCGGACACGAAGGCGAAGUGUUGUCUUGUAAAUUCAGUCCUUCAGGGCGGCAGCUGGCUUCUGGAUCCUUUGACCAAAUGAUCUACUUGUGGAAUGCUUUUGGGGAGUGCAAUAAUUACAUGGCACUAAAGGGACAUACAGGAGCGGUUUUAGAAGUGCAAUGGUCGCAUGAUGGAAGAAAUAUCUACUCUGCUUCAACCGAUAAGACAUUGUGCAUAUGGGAUACCGAAAUCGGGGAACGGGUCAAGAGACUACGCGGACAUACAGGCUUUGUGAAUUCAUGUGCGUCGACACGCCGGGGCACGGAACUGGUUGUUAGUGGAAGCGAUGAUGGCACCGCAAAAGUGUGGGAUCCACGUCAGAAGCAUGCGGUGAAAUCCUUCGAGAACAAAUAUGCCAUAACGGCAACGGCUUUCAGUCAGGAUGCAGGAUUGAUAUUUGCUGGUGGGAUUGACAAUCAAAUUCGGGCAUGGGACUUGCGAAAGGAUGAGGUCAUGUAUUCACUAACAGGUCACUUUGAUACCGUCACUGGUUUGCGAAUCAGUCCGGAUGGUGACUAUUUGCUCAGUAACGCCAUGGACAACACAGUUCGCAUAUGGGAUGUGAAACCCUUUGCGCCUACCGGAACUCGUCUACAGAAGAUAUUUGAAGGAGCACCACACGGCUUUGAAAAGAACCUCCUUCGUCCCUGCUGGUCCCCGGACGGAGAUUAUGUUGCCACCGGUAGUGGUGAUCGUUCUGUAGUCGUAUGGGACGUGGCGACACAAAAGAUAGUCUACAAGUUACCCGGUCACAAGGGUGUUUGUAACGAGGUGGAUUGGACAGGCAGUAUAAUUGCCUCGGCCAGCAACGAUCGAACGCUCUUUAUUGGGGAGUUGAAUGUGGAGGAGGUGAAGUAAGGGAAUCUGGAGGAAGUAUCUCCCGAGCUUUGACAGCCAUUGUCCUUUGUGAACUAUCUGGACGUGUGUAGCCCUUCCUCCCCAUUCCAUUGCGAUCGCGCGAGCGCGCAUUCUUAUUCUUAAGCUGAAAGAGGAACUAUAAUAGUAAAAGACGUUGGCAAUGGAUUGUAACAUAAGUGUCUAUUGAGUAUUGAGGCGUAAGUGACAAAAUACCAUCUGCUAUGCUAGGGGAA